AUGCCUUCAUUCUUAUACAGCGUUAUUGAUAUUCUCCUAGUCCUCGCCCAGGGCUACGCCUACGACAGGAUUGUCGCUUUCCCGCGGUUCAUGAUAUCCUCCCUCACGGGAUUCAGUGGAUAUGAUACGGAGAGUUCGGGGCUCGAAGAUCAGAUCAAACUUCGAUAUUGGAUCCACGGACCGGCCUUCCUCUUCGCGUUACUUGCAAUCCCAAUAGUGGAUUCGAAGUUCUCAGUCACCCGACGUGAAAUCGAACGCGUGAUCUUGCUUAUGGCUUAUCUUGUCGGACUCUGGGGGUUUGGGGGCUGUUCACUUGACCCCAUGGUUCUGGACAGCCCGCCAAUUCUUUUGUGA
This is a messenger RNA of Colletotrichum godetiae, 354 nucleotides long. RefSeq lists its product as uncharacterized. Lineage: Eukaryota; Fungi; Ascomycota; Sordariomycetes; Glomerellales; Glomerellaceae. The record is from RefSeq and is a predicted model, not a curated record. The coding region runs from base 1 to 354 and encodes 117 amino acids. The transcript is spliced from 2 exons.